AUGUCGUCAGAGAAGCAAGAGGCCUCUACCAAGGGUGAGUGCAAGACUAACAUCCUGAGCAAAGGAACUGCAAGCACGUUCCUACAUCAAUUCUGCGGCUGGAAACCAAAAUGCGUCAGAAAAUCUGCUCAAGCAAAGCUACUGACGGGACCAUCUCCAUCAGAAUCAGAAACCAGCUCUUCUCCGAAUGCGGUACUCUUUGGCCCGCUCCACCAAUAUGGACAAGUCUCCUAUCUGCACCCCGGGCAGUACACCUCGAACACCGGUAUCACGAGAGCCUUCAAGGGGUACAUCACGACCACGGUUCACGGAGUUGAAACAAUCAUGCCAACACACGAGUAUCUAGCCCAUCCUCAGGAUACACGCUCAGCAAUUCUCAACCCUCACCUUCGCCUGGAUUCCGGGUACUACCCCAAUCCUAUCAAGCCACCGCCUGAUGCUCCUCCCCCGCCGCCUCCGAUCGACACCUCGACUGGGAAACCAAAGUCGGAGUCUACCAAAGCAGGUUCCGACGCAGAGAAGAUGUGUCCUCAAUGCCACCAUGCAAGUGCUCCGGCUCUGACAGACGGUGUUUGGAUCUGUUCGGGCUGUCUCCAGGGUCAUAAGUUUGUACUGGCUAACAAUUGCAACAAGAGUUAUUAG
Messenger RNA from Cladophialophora psammophila CBS 110553, 642 nucleotides. RefSeq lists its product as uncharacterized. The transcript has 2 exons. The record is from RefSeq and is a predicted model, not a curated record. Bases 1 to 642 code for a protein of 213 amino acids. NCBI's taxonomy places the organism in Eukaryota, Fungi, Ascomycota, Eurotiomycetes, Chaetothyriales, Herpotrichiellaceae.